Messenger RNA from Onychostoma macrolepis, 9237 nucleotides. RefSeq names its product PWWP domain-containing DNA repair factor 4-like. NCBI's taxonomy places the organism in Eukaryota, Metazoa, Chordata, Actinopteri, Cypriniformes, Cyprinidae. The record is from RefSeq and is a predicted model, not a curated record. Gene Ontology annotation, molecular function: protein binding. The coding region runs from base 8437 to 9237 and encodes 266 amino acids. The transcript has 7 exons.
AGCAGGCAUUUUUAUUAUUUUUUUUUUUUUCAAAAACAUUAAAACAUUGUAAUUUUUCUGUACUUUUGACAAGUAUGUAUAACAUUGUUACCCAGUAGCGCUUAUAUUGCUUAAAUACCAGAGGUGUAAAGUACUCAAACGUUUUACUCAAGUGAAAGUAAAGAUACUAUUAAAAGUACAAGUAUCUGGCCAAAAACAUACUUGAGUAAAAGUAAAAAAGUACAACUUUAAAUUGUAAACAACAGUAGUUGAUGACAGAAAAAUCAUAAAAGUUGUGAAAAUGAACCCUAAAAGACGUGUCUGUAAAAUCACCAACAACUUCCAGAAAGCUGGGGUGAUGGUCUGACAAUCUACUGUCCUCAGGAGACUUUGACACAGAAUUACAGAUGCUACACAGCAAGAUACAAACCUCUGACCAGCUCCAAAAAUAGAGACCGUUGUGUUCACUUUGUGUGGUUUCUGAAGUGGUCCUGUCCCCUUGCAUUAUAUGGACUAAAAAUCUUUGCUUGUGUUCAUCUGAAGAAAGUCAUAAACAUCUGGGACGACAUGAGAAUCUAAUUUUUGGGUGAACUAUCACUUUUAAUAACAAUGUGAUGCAGAGGUUAUAAACAUAUUCCAGACAGAAUGCAAGAAUGGGCUGAAUUAAUGAGGAGAGUCAUAGAAUUAAAACAUACAACAUUAAUGUUUUGAAAGACCACUUUUUUGUGUUGUCUACGUCACUUUCUAAAAGGAUAAUUAAUAUUUUAAUUGUUUAUUUGGGGCAUUUUGGGGGGAGGCUUUUUCUCCAUAAAUAUUGCUACAUAAUUAUUUGUGACUAAUUAUAUGAAUUAAUGAGAAAAUCAUGUAAUUAUUAAGAUUAAAAAAAUAUUCAUUGAGAGUCCAAAUUCCUACUCAAUGCGUCAUAUAGUGACAUAUUAUUAAAACAACUUAUACACUACCUGGUAAGAACAUCAAUAAACAUGAAUUACAAUUAAGUGAACAUGCAAUGUUCAUUUAAACACUUUUUUGGAGAUUUGUAACAUUUAAUUAAAAAAUAAUAAUUCCCAGAGAAAUAUUAAUUAUAUUUACAUUUUUAUCACUGAUUUUAUUUGGACUCAAUCUUGUGCAUUCAGCCAAUAUAUUACACAGCUAAUGUCUCUAUCAAAACAAAGAAUAAUGAAUAAACUGUUUUGGGGGAAAACACAACUUUGCUACCUCAACAUGCUUCCUCAGAUUUGAUGGUGAACUUUUGAACCCAGACAUUUAUCUGAUGAAAGUCAUAACUGAAGUAGAACUGUGUGUGUUCUUGAUGCAUGAAAACAAUGAUCAUUGGUUCUCAUGUCAAGCACGCACGUUUGAGCUUCCGUUUCCCAUAUUUAAUGUGCAUAAGAUAAAAUAAAAAUGUUAUGUACUUUUUAAGUUGAAAUACAAUUAUAAGGAGUAAAAAGUACGUUUUUUUUCUUCAGAAAAGCAAUCAAGUAAAAGUACAAGUAGUCAGUUUAAAUUGUACUUGAAUAAAGUAAAAAACCACCAAAAUAAUACUUAAAGGUCCCAUAUUGUACACCUUUCUGGAAUUUUAUUUUAGGUUUUGAAUAUAUAUUUGCGGUACAAGUACCAAAAACCAUCUCAUCAUAUUUUUACAGCUCCUCUUUCAGCAGCUCUGCUAAGAACAGGUCAAUUUUGGCCUGUCUAAUUAAUAUUCAUGAGCCUAUCUUCUGAUUGGCCUGUUGUUUUCUGAGUGACGCAUGGCCAGGCCAAUCACAGGUAACUAGUUAGGGCCGACAACAACAAACAACAAACUGACAAUUUACAAUCAUUUGUAAUUGUAUACAUUGUCGUGAUUAAUUGUGGCUGGAGGAUGGAUGGGACGGUGGGUGGUGCUCGGGAUGGUGACUGAAGGCGUUGACUGAGUAGUUCGGACGUCACAUUUUUACAGAAGGCACAAGGGCUCGUGAAAAAGCACAGCUACUUUAUGCAGGCUGUGUGCAUUUUACUGUGGACUGACUGUUUUGAAACUUAUAUGGUAGUUACAUAGCCCCUAGACCUCAGUUAUUAUGAAAAAAAGCCAGGAAAUUUCAGUUUUGACAAUAUGGGACCUUUAAGUACAAUAAUCAAGUAAAAUUACUCAAGUAUUUUACACCUCUGUUAAAUACCAUUAAUUUGAUGGGUUUGUGGCCCAAGAUCAGUGUUGCCAACUUAGCAAUUUUGUUGCUAAAUUUAGCAAUUUCUCAGACUACCCUGGCUACUUUUUCUUCCAAAAGCGCCUAGCAACAAAUUUAGCUAUUUUAAAAAUUGAUUUGGCAACAUUUAGCAACUUUUGAUAAGUGACUCUUACUAUAAAAAGUCGCAUUUUCCAUCUAAAUUACACAAAAAGAGGAAACCAAAGAUGCCAGUACACACAUCACGUAAAUUAAGUUAGCCCCUAUUCGCAAUUGUUCAAUUUAAUAAUAAUAAUAAUUUAAUAGCUGAAUAAUUGUUCAUUUAUGAAACACCUUGUGAGUAGCUUGUACCUGCAAUUGUUGAUCAAUUAGUACACUGUAAGAAAAAUAUCUUGAAAACUGGUAAGGUUUCCAGUAAUUCAAUUCAAGUUUAUUUGUAUAGCACUGUUCAAUACAAUUCAAUACAAAUAAUUCAAGGUUGUGUUUAAAAUUAGUUGUUUAUAUUUUAAUAUUGCUUUAUACAUUUUAUAUUAUUUUACGAACAAAUCUAAAUUAACAUAUAUAAAUAUAUAUUUUUAGCUGAGAUUUGAUGCAGUGAAACAAUUUUGCAUUGUGAUUACGUGAGACAUCACAAUGUCAUUUAGCCACUUUUAGCAACAAAUUAACCUUCCUUUAGCAACUUCCCCUGAAAAUUAGUUGGCAACACUGCCCAAGAUGCUGGGAUGGGCUUCAGUCUGUUCUUGUCUGUUGUGCUGUUGAGAGGUUUGCGAUUGUAGGUCCGUGUAGCUUCGCUUUUUAUUGAAUCUCUACCUUACUUUCACUCCCUGUUGUUUAAAGUGAUAAUAUAUAACUUAAUUCCCACCAUAUUUCUGGUGUUAUCUUUCAAACUAAUCGAACUAAUUUGAUCGUUCGCUUUUAAAACCGUGAGCGCAGCACGUUAGCAUUCUUUAGCCAGUUAGCUUGUCACUCGCGGUUCCAUUGCGUUUCUAUUCGCGCCUACUAUUGUUUUCUUUUCUUUUUUCUCGCUCCGUUUUCAUUUCUCUCUCGCUCCGUUUUUCACGAGUUCAUCAAACAAUAGUGGUAAGUUAAGUUGGUAUCAUUCAUCAAUCACGGUGAGUAAUGGCUUCUUCUCCUGCUAUUGUUGUUUGCACUGUUUGCCACAUGUAUAGUUUAUCUGUCUCUGUCAGCAGCGAGGGAUUCACAUGUGAUAAAUGCAGGGAAAUAGUUAGGCUGACAAGGUUUUAGAACUAGAGACACGCAUCCAAACUUUAGUUGAGGACAGUAAGAAUGUGAGGGCUGUAGAUACUGCUUUGGAUGCGACUAGCUCAGGGAGUCCUGUACAUUGUUCGGUUUCGGUUGAGCCCAUGCAGCAGGGCAACUGGGUGACAGUGAGGCGGCAUAGUCGCGGGUCAAAACACCACUCUUCCAUUCCGAUCAGAACAUCAAACAGGUUCUCCCCACUCGGUGACGCACCCACUGAGAAACCUGAUGAAAGUGCUCUAGUUAUUGGCGAUUCUAUUGUACGGAACGUGAAAAUAGAGACACAAGCCACCAUAGUCCAUUGUUUACCCGGAGCCAGAGCGCCUGACAUCUUGGCAAAUUUAAAAGUGCUGACUAAUGCUAAACGUAAAUUCAGUAAGAUUGUUUUCCACGUCGGCGCUAAUGAUGUUCGACUUCGCCAGUCGGAGAUCACUAAAAAUAAUGUUAAAGAGGUGUGUGAACUUGCAAGUUACGAUGUCAGACACCGUAAUAUACUCUGGUCCCCUCCCUGCUUACCGGGGCGAUGAGAUUCAUAGCAGACUGUCGUCACUUAAUGGCUGGAUGUCUAAGUGGUGCCCGCAAAAUAACAUAGGCUUUAUAGACAAUUGGAAGAAUUUUUGGGGCAGACCUGACCUGUUGAAAAGAGAUGGUGUUCAUCCCUCCUGGGGUGGUGCCGCUCUUCUCUCUAGAAAUAUGGCACAUAGUCUUAGAGUAUUUGACUAACUGGGGCCCAGGUCAGGAAGCAGACAGACUGGCUAAACCGACCGUCUGCUAGCCGCCUCACGUCACAGAAGUCAGUUAACUCUCAGCACAUAGAAACUCCUUCACCUAGAUAUCACUCUAUAGAGACUGUGUCUGUUCCCCAUACUAGAAAAUACAGAAAACAUCCAAACCAAAGUAAUAGUAACAAUUUAAUUGAUGUUCAACAAAUAAAAAACAGAUAAACACAUGAUAAAGCUUGGCUUAUUGAAUAUUAGAUCCCUUUCUACAAAAGCACUUUUUGUAAAUGAUAUGUUCACUGACCAUAAACUAGAUGUGCUUUGUUUGACAGAAACCUGGCUAAAUUUGCUGAUUUUCUAUCUGAGUUAGUGCUGGCUGCAGAUAAAGUCCUAAUUGCUGGUGAUUUUAAUAUCCAUGUUGAUAAUGAAAAAGAUUUGUUGGGAUCAGCAUUUAUAGACAUUCUAAACUCUAUCGGUGUUAAACAACACACGUCAGGACCUACUCAUUGUGGAAGUCAUACUCUAGAUUUAAUACUGUCACACGGAAUUGAUGUCAGUGGCGUUGAAAUUUUGCAGCAGAGCGAUGAUAUCUCAGAUCAUUAUCUAGUUCUGUGUAUAUUCCAUAUAGCUAAAACUGUAAAGCCAACUCCUUGUUACAAAUAUGGUAGAACCAUCAUUUCUACCACAAAAGACUGCUUUAUAAAUAAUCUUCCUGACUUAUCUCAGUUCCUCAGCAUAUCCAACAGCUCAGAACAACUUGAUGAUGUAACAGAAACCAUGGACUCUCUCUUUUCUAGCACUUUAGAUACGGAGUCCAACACCGUGGUAUAAUGAGCACACUCGGGCCCUAAAGAGAGCAGCCCGGAAAAUGGAGCGCAGCUGGAGAAAAACAAAAUUAGAGGUAUUUCGUAUUGCUUGGCAGGAAAAUACUCUCUCCUACAGGAAAGCCUUAAAAACUGCUAGAUCUGAUUACUUUACGUCUUUUUUAGAAGAAAACAAACACAACCCCAAGUAUUUAUUCAAUACAGUGGCUAAAUUAACAAAAAAUGUAACAUCAGCAGGUGCAGACAUUACCCAGCAACACAGCAGUAAUGACUUUAUGAACUACUUUACUUCCAAGAUUGAAACUAUUAGAGAUAAAAUUGUAACCAUGCAGCUGUCAGCCACAGUAUCGCAUCAGAUAGUACGCUAUAGAUCCCCUGAGGAGCAAUUGCACUCAUUCUCUUCUAUUGGAAAUGAAGAACUGUAUAAACUUGUUAAAUCAUCUAAACCAACAACCUGUAUGUUAGACCCUGUUCCAUCUAAGCUCCUAAAAGAGAGCCUCUUCUGAAUAUUAUUAACUCAUCAUUGUCAUUAGGAUAUGUCCCAAAAACCUUAAAACUGGCUGUUAUUAAGCCUCUCAUUAAAAAACCACAACUUGACCCCAAAGAAUUAAUUAAUUACAGACCGAUCUCGAAUCUCCCUUUUCUGUCAAAGAUAUUAGAAAAGGUAGUAUCAUCACAACUAUGUUCCUUCUUAGAGAAAAAUUAUAUAUGUGAGUAUUUCCAGUCAGGUUUUAGACCGUAUCAUAGUACUGAGACUGCUCUCAUUAGAGUUACAAAUGACCUGCUUCUAUCAUCUGAUCGUGGUUGUAUCUCUCUAUUAACUCUACUGGAUCUUAGCGCCGCGUUUGACACUAUCGACCACAACAUUCUUUUAAAUAGACUAGAAAAUUAUUUUGGCAUUAGAGGAAGUGCACUGGCAUGGUUCAAAUCAUACUUAUCUUAACGCCAUCAAUUCGUGGCAGUAAAUGAAGAGGUAUCAUACCAAUCACAAGUGCAGUAUGGAGUACCUCAAGGCUCAGUACUUGGCCCCUUACUUUUCAUGCUUUACAUGUUACCCUUGAGGUCAACCGGAACUGGGAACACUUCCCAAAACACCCGAUGUACUUGUUACAUCGUUAGAAGAAUGGCAUCUAUGCUAAUAUUAGACUGUUUCUUUCCUAUUCCUAGGUCACCGUAGCCACCCAGAUCCAGACUGUAUCCAGAUCAGAUGGUCACCGUAGCCACCUGGAUCCAGUCCGUAUUCAGAUCAGAUGGUGGAUCAGCACCUAGAGAUGACUUCUACAGCCCUGAACGUCAGCAGAGACCAGGACAACUAGAUGAGCCCCAGAGACUGAUCCCCAGUGAAGACCCUGUCUCCUAGACGGCCAUCGGGACAAGACCACAGGAACCAGAUGAGUCCUCUGCACAAUCUGACUCUGCUUUAGCCUAGAUUUAAACUGCUGAUUUUGUCUGGCCAGAGGAGAAUGACACUAUUUCGACACACUAUUUCCCCGUCUAAAUACUGUAAAGCCGAUAUAAAGCCACCCAGCUUUAUAUCAAGCUGAUGUAAAGCUGCUUUGACACAAUUUGCAUUGUUAAAAGCGCUAUACAAAUAAUAGUGACUUGACUUGACUUGUCGUCGACCAUCCGGCGCCUCGGGACUCCACUUCUCCGGCUGCGCUUUGUCCCUCCGGCUCCGUCAGGCUCCUUCAUCCCCUCAGCUCCACCUUAGUCCUCUGUCGCUCCAGCUCCACUGCAGCCUUUCGGAUCCAUGCCUCUGCGUCGGUCGCCGGAGCCAUUAGCUCCAACUUGGCCCUCCGGAUCCUCCUCAUCACCCUGGCUCAUCGGCUCUCCGCCUCGGGCUCUCCGUCUCCGCCUCCUUCAUCACCGCACUGGACUCUGUUCGCCGUCCUCCUCCCGGGUGCCCGUCCUCCUCCCAAGUUUCCACCCGUCCUUCUCCCUGUUGUUCCUACGGCGCGAGGACACGCCUUCCGGGAGGGGGGCGAUUAUGUCAUGCCUCUGGACUGUCUGUGUGUGUUUUCAUUCCCCAUGUGCUCCCCAGUUUCUCCCUUGUUUGAUUGUAUGAUUUGGUCCAGGUGUGUGUCUUUGCAAUUACCCUUGUUACCACAUGAACUUAAAUCCUAGUCUGUGCAUUCUGUCUCUAUCGGGUCUACUUUGUUGUCUAUGUGUGUUUCUAUUAUUAAAGACUGUUAAUGCCACUUCGCGUCUCCAUCUUUCCUUCUGGCAGUGUAGUGUGACAUAGUACACAAACAUUAAUGUAAACAAAAACUUAUGUUGGAUGUGAUUAAUCGUUUGACAGCACUACAUUUCAAAUUUUAAGAGUUAAUAGAUCCAAAAGAAUUGAUAUGGAAAAUUCAAGUUAUGCUUUAAAGGCAUAACUUGUAUUACACAAACUCAUUUAAAUUAUUGAUUCAGUUUUCUUAUGUUAAAGUUUCCAUGACCAUGAUUGUAUAUAUAUAUAUAUAUAUAAUACAUCACUUUCUUUUAAAGGAGAGAAAAACCCACACAUUUUAGGAAACCGUGUUUAUGAUUCAUUCAGGACGGUGACGAGUCUGCUUACAGACAUGAGGUUAAAGAGCUGGCUGUCUGGCGCAGUCUUAACAACCUGGAGCUCAACACACUUAAAACAGUGGAGAUGAGCGUGGACUUCAGGAGAAACCCCCCUGCUCUCCCCCCACUCACCAUCAUGAACAGCACUGUGACUGCAGUGGAGUCAUUCAGGUUCCUGGGCACCACCAUCUCUUAGGACCUGAAGUGGGACACUCACAUUGACUCCAUUGUUAAAAAGGCCCAGCAGAGGUUGUACUUCCUUCGCCAGCUGAGGAAGUUCAACCUGCCACAGGAGCUGCUGAAACAGUUCAACUCUGCCAUCAUUGAAUCCAUCCUCUGCACUUCAAUAACUGUCUGGUUCAGCUCAGCUACCAAAUCUGACCUCAGAAGACUACAGAGGAUAGUCCGGACUGCUGAGCGAAUCAUUGGUACAACCCUUCCCACUCUCCAAGAACUGUACUUAUCCAGAGUGAGCAAAAGGGCUGGCAAAAUCACUCUGGACCCCUCACAUCCAGCACACUCCCUCUUUGAACUGCUGCUGUCUGGUCGACGCUACAGACCUCUGAGCACCAGAACGACCAGCACAGAAACAGUUUCUUCCCUCAGGCAAUCCAUCUCAUGAACACUUAACAAUAAACAUGAAACACACAACACUAUCAUUUAUUUAUUUAACACACAUACUUAUUACAUUUCAAAUUUGCAUCUAACAUACCUGUACAUACUAAAUUGUCUAUUUUGUAUGUGUUUGUGUUAUUUUGCUUAUUGUCUAUUUUGUAUAUUAUUAUUUUUAUUAUCUGUGUCUUGUCUUUGUCACUGUCAUUCUGUCGCACUGUGGAGCUUCUGUCACCAAAACAUAUUCAUCGUAUGUGCAAACAUACCUGGCAAUAAAGCUAGUUCUGAUUCUGAUUCUGAUUAUUGGCAUUGUACUGUAGAUACCAGUACAACAUGUGUUCCUUGUCCUGCAUAACUUGCACAGAUGAACCCAACAGACAUAUAACAUGUUUUCCCUGCACUGUGUGUGAUCCAGCCCAACAUUUAAAAGUGCACAAGGCCUGCACGCGCUCUGCAGAUACUACUUGUGAGCCACAGGAAGGAUUCCAUUGCAUUAAACUAAAUGAAGACUCCUGUGAAUUAGCAGUGGAGCACUCCGCAUGUAAACCUGCACAAUAUAUUAAACAAAGCUAUGGGCGCAGGUUUGCCUUCUGGACAGACGAGGCAAAAUGCUUAUUAGAGGCAAAAACUCAACCUCUGUAUAGGCUAAAAAGAAGCAGAAGCACCACACAAGAUGUCCCACAGCACGUCCAAGCAGUCCAAGAUCGGACAAGAACUGAAGAAGCACUGGUGGACUGCAUUGUGACUUCAAAGGGAACAGAGCAGCAUUUAGUGGAUGUUCUCAAUGGGAAACCAUCAAAGUGGUUCCCCCUAAAGCCACGUGUGCCAGUCUACAUGGACAGUGAGCAGCAGUGUGCCAUUCUUUUUGAACACCUCAAAGCUCUGCUACACAAUUGUAAAACUCAACUGAACUUCACAAAUGAAGUGGAGUUCAUUUGUAGUUUUCUUUUUCCUGAGGCCAUCAUUCAUGGCCUAUGUGAGCUGCAGGCAUUAUCCUGGCAGGAGGCUGAGGAGGUGUUCCUUCGUGGCCCUACUUAUCACCCUAGUGAAGUUGAGGAAUUUGACCGGGUGAUUGCAAAAAGAAUGAGAAAAGAAGCAACAUUUACCUACCAGAAACAAGAUGACAGUGAUUAA